Molecule: messenger RNA, 1017 nt
Organism: Parnassius mnemosyne (clouded apollo)
Lineage: Eukaryota; Metazoa; Arthropoda; Insecta; Lepidoptera; Papilionidae
Source: the annotation of a GenBank genome assembly
AUGAACAACGAAAAUAAGAACGUCAAGGAGGGAAAAGGUAUAAUAUUCGGCCACAACCCGUGUCAAACUGGUGACGCAAAGUGGAUGUGCCUCGAAGAUAUUUAUCAGAAGUUUCAUCGACCUAACGUCUACGACAUUGGCGGCACGACCAUGGAAGAUGUUGCAGAUUACUGGUUUAUGUAUAUAACAAAACAAGUAGGGAAUAUAUUUCUUUUAGAACUAUUUAUUUGCAGUCGACAAGAAGGGUCAUUCAAUGUUGCAUUAAGUAGUUCCAGUGAGUUAAUAUUUGAUAGGAAAAGUGACAUUGUAUACCUUGAUACUACUCUUAAAGAUUAUCAAUUAGAAAAAGAGAGUAAUCUAGCCUUUAAUUAUGUUACAACUUAUAACUUUACUGAUCUUGAUGUUGAUUUGCUCAAAGAUAAGAAGCUCUAUAUAGCAGUAUCAUUCCGCAGUCCCCCAAAGAUAGAUUUAGAUCAGAAUAUUAUUGAUUUUGUUAAAUGCAAUCACGACUUUGGUGCUUUAUUAGAAGAUCCAAUAGAUGCAGACUUUACAAUAGAAUCUUCUGAAGGAGAUAAGUUUCAAGUCCAUAAAGUUAUUUUAGCUUCCCAAAGUGAAGUAUUCAAGGCUAUGCUAAAGGAAGAAACUGCUGAAAGUCAGAAUAAUUAUGUCAAAUUAAUUGAUGUUUGUACGGAAGAUCUACAAUGUUUAAUAGAAUUUAUUUACACAGGAACUGUGAAAGAAUUGGAAAAUAGAAACUGUUUUAAUUUGCUUAUACUGUCAGAUAAAUACAACUUGAAAGGUUUAAAAGAUCUUGCUCAGUAUGCACUUUCCCUCCAGCUAUCUACUGAUAGUGUUUUAGAAAUACUUGUGUUAGCUGAUAUGUACAACUCGGACACACUUAAGUUUAGUGCCCUCAAAUUCAUUAAAAAGAAUGUUACUGUGCUGGGCAACAGCAUGUUCGACGAGAUAAAUAAUGCAGAAUUAGUAAGAGAGCUAUGUAGAUAUCUUGUUACUUAA